CUCAGCCUCCCUCCACUUCUCUUCUCUGCCUUCACAUCUCUGGAGCAGCUUGUGUCCUCGUCUCCCCAGCCGCUGCCUGUCCUCCCAGCCCAGGACCAGCCUGUCCUCCCAGCCCAGGACCAGCCUGUCCUCCCAGCCCAGGACCAGCCUUCCUCCCAGCCCAGGACCAGCCUUCCUCCCAGCCCAGGACCAGCCUGUCCUCCCAGCCCAGGACCAGCCUUCCUCCCAGCCCAGGACCAGCCUUCCUCCCAGCCCAGGACCAGCCUGUCCACCCAGCCCAGGACCAGCCUUCCUCCCAGCCCAGGACCAGCCUUCCUCCUCUCUCCAGAUCUGCCCUUAGCGCGUCGCCAGGAUGCCGUUCGGUGGAGGCAACAAGUGCGGCUGUUGCCAGAAGACAGUGUACUUCGCCGAGGAGAUGCAGUGUGAGGGCAAGAGCUUCCACAAGUCCUGCUUCCUCUGCAUGGCGUGUAAGAAGAACCUGGACAGCACCACUGUGGCCGUGCAUGUGGACGAGAUCUACUGCAAGUCCUGCUACGGAAAGAAGUACGGGCCAAAAGGCUACGGGUUUGGAGGCGGAGCUGGAACACUGAGCAUGGACACAGGAGAAGGACUGGGAAUCAAGCCUGAACAACCUCAAGCCCACCGGCCCACCAACAACCCCAACGCGUCCAAGUUUGCCCAGAGCAGCGGGGGGGCCGAUGUCUGUCCUCGCUGUGGCAAAAGUGUGUACGCAGCAGAGAAGGUGGUCGCGGGAGGAAAUUCGUGGCACAAGAGUUGUUUCCGCUGUGCCAAAUGUGGCAAAGGUCUGGAAUCCACCACCCUGGCAGACAAAGAUGGAGAGAUCUACUGUAAAGCAUGUUACGCCAAGAACUUUGGUCCCAAGGGCUUCGGGUUCGGCCAGGGGGCAGGAGCGCUGGCUCACGCCCAGUAGAGCCUUCCUCUCACACACAGACACCAGGAGGACCGCACUUCCCAGGAUGCACCAGUCCUCCUCCAGCCAACGCUACAGUCUCACACCGCAGCUACAGCCGCAGAGGCGCCACGGCAACAGAGACGGCUCUCGUUGACCUUGUUCGUACCAGCAGCUGUGGCUCAGUGUGGCUUCUCUGCUACAUUCUCUGCUCUCACGACACGCAGCACAGUUCAGAGUGGUCAUUUAGCACCAGACGUGUUUGUGUAGGUCAUGACAAGUGGACCUGUAUAGUAUAAACACUCAGUCAACGUUCGUUGAACACUCCUGGUGUGAAGCGAAUACUUUGAACUGUGCCGCGUUAGCUUCAGCACUGAGGAGACUAACACUGCAUGGCGGGCCGCUAAAACUAAACAAAUAACUGAUAAAUAACUAACUAAUUAUCUUGGUUUGCCAUAUUGACCCGGACUUAACCCGGUACUGUAUUUGUGUUGACAAGUUAAGCUUGAUGUAAAAUGUGACUUGGCUCUUCUUUAAGAUUGUUUUGUUUAGAGAUUUGAAACAGUCAAUGCUGAUAUAGAGACACACCCUGUUUUCACAGAGUUCAGUAUAGAAGUAGAUUUUUUCAGCAGAUGCUUUUAUGCAAAGCGCUGCACUAUUUGUACAUCGAUUUGGAUUAAAAACUCUGCUAAAUGAAUCAAAUGUCAUGUCAAGUCUCCUUGUGUCUUCCUCAUGAACAACAAUAACGGCAACACAGCCUGAG
Messenger RNA from Osmerus eperlanus (European smelt), 1673 nucleotides. RefSeq names its product cysteine and glycine-rich protein 1-like. Gene Ontology annotation, cellular component: Z disc; cytoplasm; nucleus. Gene Ontology annotation, molecular function: actinin binding; structural constituent of muscle. The transcript has 6 exons. Gene Ontology annotation, biological process: sarcomere organization; muscle tissue development. NCBI's taxonomy places the organism in Eukaryota, Metazoa, Chordata, Actinopteri, Osmeriformes, Osmeridae. The record is from RefSeq and is a predicted model, not a curated record. The coding region runs from base 353 to 931 and encodes 192 amino acids.